CUGAACACUCGAUUAACUUUACUGGGCAUCUUUAUUAGGAACAUGAAGACCAUCUCUUUACUCUUUACCAUCUCUUUAUUCAUCAACGGUGUUGUGACAGAUGAAAUAAAGGUGGGUGACGGUUUGUCUGUCACUCUUCACACUAAUACUGUAAUACAGAGUAAUGAUGUGAUCGAGUGGAGACAUAGAAAUGAACUCAUAGCUAAACUGGACAGAGGUUCAAUCUCAGUGUUUAACGGCUCUGAUGGGACAUUUAGUGACAAACUGAAGAUAAACAAUCAGACUGGAGAUCUCACCAUCAUAGACGUCACAUAUAAACUAAAUGGAGAGUAUCGUCUACAGAUCACUGGAGAGAAAACCACUAGAAAGACAUUCAGCGAUAGUGUUCGGAUAGGUUAUGGAAGUGACAUGACGUCAUUGGCAGUGAUGGAGGGAGAUUCUGUCAUUCUGUUCACUGGGUUUUCUGAAAACCAUGAUGUGAUCCGCUGGAGGUUUCAAAACUCUCCUUUAGCUGAAAUCAGCAUAAAGACUAAAAUCAUCUCAACACAUGAUGAUGUUCAUGAUGGGAGAUUCAGAGACAGACUGAAGCUGAAUUAUCUGUCUGGAUAUCUCACCAUCACAAACAUCACGACUGAAGACUCUGGACUUUAUGAAGUAAAUAUCAACAGCAAUAGCGGAACACACACCAUACACCAGUCAUACACAGUUACUGUAAGUGAUCAAGUGAAGACGCUGUCAGUGAUGGAGGGAGAUUCUCUUAAUCUACAUGUUGACACUCCAGUACAGAGUUAUGAUUUUAUAAACUGGACUUUUGGACCUGAAAAGAAUCCUAUAGUUGUAAUCAAUGGAGGAGAGUUUAAAUUGUUUAGUCACAGAUUCAGAGACAGAGUGCAGGUGAAUGCUCAGACUGGAUCUCUCACCAUCACAAACAUCACAACUGAAGACCCUGGACUUUAUCAACUCCAGAUCACAAACCAUCAAUCCAAAAGAUCCAUUGAUGAGAGAUUCAUUGUGACUGUCAGCACUCAAGAUCGGUCUUCAGAUGAUGUGUCUUCAGAUGUGUCUUCAGGUGUGUCUUCAGGUGUUCGAGCAGGAUCAUGUGUUGGUGUUCUGCUGGGGUUUGUGUGGUCACAGAUCUUCUAAAUCAAGAACACAAGAGGAUAACAACAGAGGAAAACAUUCAGUGGACAUAAACUUGCCUGUUGAUAAACAUGAUCUCUGUUUCAGUUUAGUCAUUCAAUAAACUCUGAUCAUUUUAUUCUAUCAUCGCGUCAUCUCCGUGUCUUGUGUUAACGUCAUUGAUGUGUCUUAGAGAACUGACGGUCAGGAAUGAGUUAACAUCACUGGUGGGGUAAAGAUGUUAGUAAUUAUAGAGACUGCCUAUAGGGGUCACUCAUAUGGGUAAUGUUUCCCUCCUGAUAGGGUUGUGGAAGAAAUGUGAUGAGAGAAAAACAUUCUUUGGGCGUCUUAAUCUCUGUUUGAAUAAAAAUUAAUCUGUCUCUUCCUGA
Messenger RNA from Triplophysa rosa, 1508 nucleotides. RefSeq lists its product as uncharacterized. The record is from RefSeq and is a predicted model, not a curated record. Bases 43 to 1143 code for a protein of 366 amino acids. NCBI's taxonomy places the organism in Eukaryota, Metazoa, Chordata, Actinopteri, Cypriniformes, Nemacheilidae. The transcript has 6 exons.